Rhopalosiphum maidis (corn leaf aphid) is the source of this 2386-nucleotide messenger RNA. RefSeq lists its product as uncharacterized. Gene Ontology annotation, molecular function: RNA binding. The transcript has 10 exons. Gene Ontology annotation, cellular component: ribonucleoprotein complex. The coding region runs from base 107 to 2344 and encodes 745 amino acids. The record is from RefSeq and is a predicted model, not a curated record. Lineage: Eukaryota; Metazoa; Arthropoda; Insecta; Hemiptera; Aphididae.
AUAGUUAAAUGCAUUUGACAUUUUUUUUUCUGCCGAAGAAUACUGAAGUUCGUUAAAUUUGAAUGUAAAUUAUAAAAUUGAAAUAGUUUUCAAAAAACUUAUCAAAAUGCCUGCAUAUUCUUUAAUUGAACUUAAGUUACGACGAUACUUUUACUUGGGACAUGAAUAUUGUAUAUAUGUUCCUCCUGCAAUUAGAACUUCAUUUUCGGAUCCAAAGCAUCAUGAUGAUGUUACUGGUGUAAGGAUAAUUGGAAAAAUUGUUAAAAAAAAUAAAGCUGAAGAAAUUAAUUCAAUAGUUCCAAUAAUUUUAAAGAUUAAAAAAGAAGAUAAACUUCUUGAUGAUCGGCUUCUGAUUUUUGCAUUGGCUGUAUGUGCUAAAUUUAAUUUGAAAUCAUGUAUAAAAAUGGUUACUGAUGCUUAUGAAGCAAUCACAAAAAUAUGUACAGAUGGAUUAAAGCUAUUGAUGUUUGUUAAAUUUUGCACAAUAGCUAAUAAAAUCCUUUUUGAUCAGGGUUUCUUAACCAAUACGUCUAAUAGUCAUGGUCGUGGUUUUACCAAAGCUAUGACUAAAUGGUAUUUAAAUAGAGAUCCAUUAUUAACUACAGAACAUAUAGUAAGAAAUAAACGUUAUGAUGGUUGGAGUCAUAGAGAUGUGAUGAAACUUAUUCAUAUUCAUUCUGACGAACCGUGUCGUAUUAUGUAUAUUGUCUAUACUUUGAGUGGUAUUGAAAAAGUUGAAAAAUUAUUUGGAUCUAAAAUGAAAGACGUCUGUAUUGAAAAUAGUGAUGAAACAUUUGAAAAUAAACAAAUGAAAUUUAUUUACAACUUUUUAAAUCAAGUAGAAGGCAUAAAACGAAUGGAUGUUUGUUCAUUACGGUAUGAAAUUGAAUUAAAUAGAUGGGGUCAUGAACCCGAAGUUAUACCACGAGAAAUGCAAAGAAAUCCCACUAUUUUAACUUCACUUGUUAUGAAUUUGCCAUUGAAGACCAUUUUGGAGAACACAUUCUUUUUUGCUAAAAACAGAUUAUUUUGCAAUUCAUCAUCUGAAGUAGGGCUUUGGGAAUAUAUUUUACGCUUCAACAAUACAACUUUAUUAAAAAAAUCACAAAUACACCCAAUUGAAUCAUUUAUUGAGUAUGUUAAAUAUUCUAGAACAGCCAUAAAUAUCUUGAAAUUGCAAAAUAAUAUUAUGAAAAAGAAAGAAAACUCUGUAACCGAAUUAAUUGAUGAUAAGUUAAAAAUAUCAAUAGAGUUACAAAAAGCAUCAGAUAAUGAAGAAGUAAUUAUUCAAUCAAAUGUAGAAAAUGAAGAUGAAUUAUUAAGUGAAGAAACACAAACUCAAAAUCAGAAUGAUCAAAAAUGGAAUUCAGCUUUAAGUGAUAAAAACACAAAAAAUCAAAAAUCUACAAUAAAUUUAAAAAAAUCAAAAAAGUUUUCAACUAAAGGUGAAAAGGAACAAUCAAAACAUGAUCAAAAAUCAUUAGCUGAAACUUCAUAUCAAGAAAAUCAAGGAGAACAACAACAAGUUCAAUUAGUUGACAGUAUCCAUCACUUAUCAACUUUAAAUAUCAAUAGUCGACAAAUUAAUCCUGGAUCAACAGAAGAAACAGGAGAGGAUGUAAUUCAGUCAAAAGAUAAUGAUGUCAACCAAAACAAACCAAGUUUUUUGUUUUUAAUAAAACCUCUACCAAAAAUAGUAGACAAGUUAACAACAUUUCUAUCUGAAGAUCUUUUGAAAAAAACUUGCGAACUCUUAAAUCCUUCAGGUCUUCAAAUAAUGAUUGUAUAUGACAGUCGAUUAUGUAUGAAAAAAAAAAUGUGUGUAUGUUCACGAAUGCUUAGUGUACAUGAAGCUAUUACAUUAAUAACACUGUCUUUAAUUUACCCAGAAAAAUUAGAAAAUAAACCAACUGUAUAUAGUUUAAAUUCAAGUCCAGCUACAUCUAAGGAGAUUGAAAUUGAUUAUAACCAACCUUUGACUUUUGCCUAUUUAGAAUCCAUAUUAUUUAAGACACCUGAUGAUGGUUCAGAUUUGGUUGAUUCUGAUAAAAAAGUUAUUUCUGAAAUUUAUCCUCAAGCUGCAUUUAAAUGGGCUAGAGAACAUAAAAAAAAAUUUGAUGUGUUUGUAAUUAUGGGAACUAACAAAAUGAAUUUAAGACUUUUUAAAAAAAUUAUAAAAGGAUACCAAACACAUUUUAAAAACCCAGUAAAAGUUAUUAUAUUUUGUCUAAAUGGAAAACAUCAUGAACAAAUAAAUCUAGGUCGAGGAAAUACGUUAUUUAUUAUUGGUUUUGAUAAAAAUGUUGGUAAACUAAUUAAUUCCUUUAUAAAGGGAUAUUUUUAAAACUGCUACUAUUAAAAAUUAAAAUACAUAGUUAUUUUAAGA